CUCUUCCGUUGAGUCUCUUCUGCAGACUGCACAGAUCUCUUAAAAACGCGGAACCACACCCGGUGCUGACGCCAUGACCCAACCGAGAGUUCUCGUUAUAGCCGGCUCAGACAGCUCCGGCGGAGCUGGUCUUGAGGCGGAUCAGAAGGUCAUUGCGGCCCAUGGCUGCUAUGCCAUGACCGCAACGGCUGCCCUCACUGCCCAAAAUACAAGAGGAGUGUACGAUAUUCACCAUGUGCCCGCUGAGUUCCUGCGGAAGCAGAUCGAUGCAUGCCUGGACGACAUUGGCGCUGAUGUCGUCAAGACUGGUAUGCUGGCUUCGGCGGCCACCAUUGGCACUGUGGCCAAAGCUCUAGCAGACCACAAGGUCAAGGCUCUCGUCGUCGAUCCCGUGAUGGUUGCGACAGCGGGCGCAAAAUUGCUCCCGCCCGACGCCGUCCGCGAGCUGCGGGACAGCCUCCUGCCGCUGACCACGGUCCUGACGCCGAACAUCCCGGAGGCAAAUCUCAUUCUGGCCGAUGCUGGCCUCGGAGAGCGGCCCGUGGAAAGCGUGGUCGAUCUCGAGGUCAUCGCAAGGGCUGUUCACGCCCUUGGACCCCUAUGGGUCCUGGUUAAGGGAGGACACUGUCCGUUCAGGAAGGACGGCGUUGCAGCGAAGACCGACGCCGAGAAGGAGAUCGUCGUGGACGUUCUGUGUGGCGCGAACGAGAUCAUCAGGGUCGAGACUCCCUACCAUGACUCGAAGAAUACGCAUGGAACUGGCUGCUCAUUGGCAUCCGCAAUUGCAUCAAACCUCGCCAAAGGUAUGAGCGUUCCGCAGUCCGUGAAGGCUGCCUGUCGAUACGUUGAGGCUGCGAUCAAGACGGCGCCGGGCCUUGGGAGUGGGAAUGGACCCCUGAACCAUUUCCAUUCCACAUUCACUUUGCCGUUUGCCCCAGGCCAUUUCAUCCACUAUCUCCUCGAAAGACCAGAUGUGUCCGAGGUGUGGCAUCGGUUCGUAAACCACCCCUUUGUGAUAGCUAUGGGGAACGGGACGCUGCCGUUGAGCUCGUUCAAGGGGUACCUGGUCCAGGAUUACCUGUACCUUGUGCACUUCGCCAGGGCCAACGCCUUGGCGUCCUACAAGGCUACGAACAUUGAUGACAUCGCUGCUGCCGCCCGGAUAGUCACCCAUAUCUUCACCGAGAUGAAUCUGCAUAUUGGUUACUGCCAGGGAUUCGGUAUUUCCAAGGCUGAGAUGGAGAACACCGAGGAGAAUUCAGCUUGCACGGCGUACACGCGGUACGUCUUGGAUAUCGGCCAGUCGCAAGAUUGGAUCGGGCUUCAGGUCGCCCUGGCCCCGUGUCUUCUCGGAUACGGCGUCAUCGGCAGGCAGCUGCACGACAGCGUCGACUCCAGGAGGGAUGACACGAACCCGUACUGGACCUGGAUCAAGAAUUACGUUGCAGAGGACUACGUCACCGCCGUCAGGACGGGAUCCGAGCUCUUGGAACGGCACGCCGCCUUGCAGUCCCCAACACGGAUAGAGGAGCUGGCGAAGAUCUUCAUCCACGCCACCAAGAUGGAGAUAGCGUUCUGGGAGAUGUACAGUAGUAGCUGAUUCGGUUUGGAUACUCCUAGGGUAAGGAUGGGGGGCGAGGGCAGUGGAUAUUCCCAUAGGCGGACUACCCAGUCUGGUGGAAUAAAAGCAUUUACACAUAAGUACAUACCUAGGUACCUCGGUGAUAGAAACAAAACUAGGUACCUACCUACCUACUUAAAUAGAAAAUGGUAAACUUG
Phialemonium atrogriseum is the source of this 1779-nucleotide messenger RNA. Its product is annotated as Phosphomethylpyrimidine kinase-domain-containing protein. NCBI's taxonomy places the organism in Eukaryota, Fungi, Ascomycota, Sordariomycetes, Cephalothecales, Cephalothecaceae. Gene Ontology annotation, molecular function: phosphomethylpyrimidine kinase activity; thiaminase activity; hydroxymethylpyrimidine kinase activity. Gene Ontology annotation, biological process: thiamine biosynthetic process. The transcript is spliced from 10 exons. Bases 74 to 1600 code for a protein of 508 amino acids. The record is from RefSeq and is a predicted model, not a curated record. Gene Ontology annotation, cellular component: cytosol.